AUGUCCGCCAAACGCACAGGCCAAAUGUCCAAGCGGGUAUCGUUUUCCCUGCCGGACCAGAGCCCAGCAGCUCCUUCCACGCCAACACCGCAACGUGUCUUGAAUCCACACAUUGGAUUGCCCACUCCAGACACGUCAACUCCAAUCUCGAGCGCGCACUACCAAACCCCAAACACCGCGUCACCCACUCCAAACUGCCAGCUGCAAAUUCCGAACACUCCAACUCCAAACACCUUCUCCCCUUCAAGUAGUCACUUGCACACCCCAAACAGCUCCUUGUUAACUACAAGGACUGGCUUGCCCAGCCCGACUCGCAAUCCGUCGCGCCAACCUAGCUCCAAAAAUCUUGUCUCCAGGCUCUCACCAAAUUGGUAUUUCAAUGAGCAAGACACAGAGCUAAUCCGUGCUGGAUACGAACCUCAGUGGUCUAGCAAACCAGCCGACACAACAUCUACCUCCACAGCAAAGGGCAAGAAAGAGCCCGCAACCAAGUCCGCCAUGGCCGAACCACGCGCGCGGAUGGCCCGACACAAGGGCCAAAUGAACUUCCAGAAUGAGCUUCGCCUGCUGCUUCUUGCCUACGGCGACCCCAGCCCGCACCCGAGCUUCCCAAACGAACCACUUCCUGAGACAGUCCGCGUGCUGGACGAAAUCGUCACCGACUUUGUGCUGGAACUCAGCCACGGUGCCGCGCAAGUCGCGCACCACGCCCGCCGUCAGAAGAUCAAGGUCGAGGACUUCCGCUUCGCACUACGUCGCGACCCGAAUAAGCUCGGUCGUGUCCAGGAGCUGUUGCGCAUGGAACGUGAACUGAAGGAAGCCCGCAAGGCAUUUGACCAGAAUGAUGACCAGGUUGCCAAGGAAGCUGGAAAGAAGGGUGCUGCCGCUGCGGCCGCGGCUGCUGCUGCUGGUGAGGACCCCGUGGCUGCUGAAGCUGCUGCUACUGCUACGGUUACCAAGAAGAGCAAGGGUAAGGGGAAGAGAGGUGCUGCGAUCCGUCGAGGAUCUGAUGCUACUGAGGAGUCGGUUUCGAAGAAGCGCAAGACGAUCGGCUGA
Penicillium mononematosum is the source of this 1056-nucleotide messenger RNA. Its product is annotated as putative transcription initiation factor TFIID subunit 13. NCBI's taxonomy places the organism in Eukaryota, Fungi, Ascomycota, Eurotiomycetes, Eurotiales, Aspergillaceae. Gene Ontology annotation, molecular function: protein heterodimerization activity. The coding region runs from base 1 to 1056 and encodes 351 amino acids. The transcript is spliced from 2 exons. Gene Ontology annotation, biological process: RNA polymerase II preinitiation complex assembly; transcription by RNA polymerase II. The record is from RefSeq and is a predicted model, not a curated record. Gene Ontology annotation, cellular component: transcription factor TFIID complex.